AUGGCGACGAAACAACCUUUGAAAACGACCUUCGACGUUGGAAGGGUGAUAGGACCUCUGUUUACGGGUGGUUCCUUUGCAAUUGAUAAUGGCGCUAGCAUUUUAGCUACCACGCUGGGUGAGGAUGUCGUCCUCACGAACCCCUCCAAUGGAGAACAUAUCACCAAGAUCGAAGGAGAUGGUGAACUCGUUUCUACCAUGACUUUGACGCCCUCUGGCAGCCAUCUGAUUGUAUGCUCGAGAUCGCUGUCGAUGAAAAUAUACGCUGUGCAAAAGUCAGAAGACGAUGGCUCGGUCGACGUGACCCUAGUUCGGACGCUGAAGCCCCACUCGACGCCAAUCGUAGUUCUCGCUGUCGACCGAACAAGCACCCUUCUAGCCACCGGUGGCACUGACGGAGUCAUCAAGGUCUGGGAUAUUUCAGGCGGAUACGUUACGCAUACAUUUAGAGGACCUAGUGUCCUUGUGUCUGCGCUGCGCUUCUUCGAGGUCGCCGGCCGCACGAGGGACGAUACAAAGAAGGGAAAGAAAUCAAAGAAGCAAGACGCUCUCGUCGAGGACGAAGAGGCUGGCGAUGAUGAUACGGCUAUCAACUUUAGAUUGGCUACCGGUUUCCAGGACGGGAAAAUACGAGUGUGGGAUCUUCACAGACGGAGCUGCAUCGCGAACCUCGACUCCCACGUAUCCGAUGUACAGGCGAUCGAUUUCUCCCCGACGCAGCAAGCGCUUGUCUCGGCGAGCAGGGACAAGACGUUAAUAUGGUGGGAUACACGAUCGUGGAAAUUCCGAAAGAUCGUUCCUUGUCUGGAGAUGGUAGAGGCGGCUGGGUUCAUAGACGACGGCCGGUUAACAUACUCUGGCGGCGAGAAGGGCAACCUCAGAAUCUGGGAUACGGAGACAGGGAGGGAACUGACAAAGGGCCAGGAAGCUAAAGGAGAGAGCGAUGCGAUUGUCGGAAGUCUCUACAGGCCUGAGAUUCCCUUUAUAAUAUGCGCCCAGAUGGACCACACGCUUGCCCUCUACCACCCUCCGACAAAGAACGACACCGCGGCUGCAUCGGCCGUUCAGCAGCCAUUCAGGCGCGUGUCGGGCACCCACGAUGACAUUAUUGACCUAGCAUAUCUGACUCCAGACCGCACGGUAAUGGCGCUGGCCACGAACGCCGAGGAAAUUCGCAUCGUGUCAACCACCGACCCUAAGGAUCGCUCAACCUCCGAGUCGUGGUUAUCCGGAAACACCCCAUUUUUUGGUCAAGAUGUCGGAUUGCUGAAGGGCCAUGAUGACAUCAUCAUUACUUUGGACACGGAUUGGUCUGGUUACUGGGUUGCUACUGGAGCCAAGGACAACACUGCUAGGAUCUGGAAGGUCGAUCCAAGCACUAAUACCUAUGACUGCUACGCCGUAUUUACGGGACACGCCGAGUCUGUCGGUGCCGUUGGCCUACCCAAGACAGUGCCUCAGGAAACGAGCCCGGCGUUCAAAGAUCCGCUCAACAACCCACCUUCUUUCCUCAUCACCGGAUCCCAAGAUCAGACUGUCAAGAAGUGGGAUAUACCUCGUCAAUCGCAACAGACGCAAAAGUCCGGGUCAAGAGCCGUCUUCACCAGGAAGGCGCACGACAAGGACAUCAACGCCGUCGACAUUCAUCACACCAGUCAUCUGUUCGCUUCCGCCUCACAAGACAAGACGGUGAAGAUUUGGUCUGUUGAGGAAGGAGAGGUGCAAGGUAUCCUGCGCGGUCAUAGGAGAGGUGUCUGGUCCGUCAAGUUUGCGCCGCCAAAGCUGCCGGCACUACAGGGCGAGGAGGGCUCUAUUGCAGGCAAAGGCGUUAUCCUGACGGGUAGUGGUGACAAGACUGUCAAGCUUUGGAACCUGAACGAUUAUUCUUGCAUAAGGACGUUUGAAGGCCAUUCGAACAGUGUACUCAAGGUUAUCUGGCUCAAUGUCCCCACGAAGGAGGAGCAGUCGACGCGACCUGUCCUCGUCGCCAGUGCUGGAGGCGAUGGCUUGGUCAAGGUGUGGGAUGCUAAUUCUGGAGAGGCGGAAUGUACCCUCGACAAUCAUGAGGAUCGUGUUUGGGCACUAGCCGUGCACCCCGAGACGAACACCAUUGUCUCGGGUAGCGGUGACUCCACCGUGACCUUCUGGUAUGACACUAGCUCGGCUACUCAGGCAGCGGCGACAGAGGCGGCGCAGCACCUGAUCGAGCAAGAACAGGAACUAGAGAACCAUAUCCACGCCGGAUCGUACAGAGAAGCCAUCACCCUGGCACUACAGCUGAACCACCCGGGCCGCCUGCUGAACCUCUUCACAAAAGUCGUCACGACCGACAAUCCCGACGCGAAGAGUCUGACAGGCUUAGCAGCGGUGGACCAGGUCCUCGCCAACCUGUCCGACGAGCAGAUCUUCCUGCUCCUCCUGAGACUUAGGGAUUGGAAUGCGAACGCGAGAACGGCGCCCGUUGCGCAGCGCAUUCUGUGGGCGCUUAUGCGGAGCUAUCCCGCGUCACGCAUCUCGAACCUCUCGGUGAAGGGUGCCCGCGGGCAGAAAAGUCUGAAGGAGGUGUUGCAUGCGCUGAGAGUGUAUACGGAAAGGCAUUAUAAAAGGAUGGAGGAGCUUGUGGAUGAGAGUUAUUUGGUGGAAUAUACCUUGCAGGAGAUGGAUAGUCUUGCGCCUUCGCUGGAUGUGGAGGUGGUGAUGGCGGAUGUCUAG
This is a messenger RNA of Scedosporium apiospermum, 2712 nucleotides long. RefSeq lists its product as uncharacterized. The record is from RefSeq and is a predicted model, not a curated record. Gene Ontology annotation, molecular function: protein binding; U3 snoRNA binding. Lineage: Eukaryota; Fungi; Ascomycota; Sordariomycetes; Microascales; Microascaceae. Gene Ontology annotation, biological process: endonucleolytic cleavage to generate mature 5'-end of SSU-rRNA from (SSU-rRNA, 5.8S rRNA, LSU-rRNA); endonucleolytic cleavage in 5'-ETS of tricistronic rRNA transcript (SSU-rRNA, 5.8S rRNA, LSU-rRNA). Gene Ontology annotation, cellular component: nucleolus; 90S preribosome; small-subunit processome. The transcript is spliced from 3 exons. Bases 1 to 2712 code for a protein of 903 amino acids.